This is a messenger RNA of Cheilinus undulatus (humphead wrasse), 3449 nucleotides long. Its product is annotated as nuclear distribution protein nudE homolog 1-A-like. The record is from RefSeq and is a predicted model, not a curated record. Gene Ontology annotation, cellular component: centrosome; kinetochore; kinesin complex. Bases 171 to 1208 code for a protein of 345 amino acids. Gene Ontology annotation, biological process: cell migration; mitotic centrosome separation; establishment of mitotic spindle orientation. Gene Ontology annotation, molecular function: microtubule binding. The transcript has 9 exons. NCBI's taxonomy places the organism in Eukaryota, Metazoa, Chordata, Actinopteri, Labriformes, Labridae.
GUGGGCCAAACUCCUUCCUGAGGUAAACGUAAUAAGAGAUUAGUUCGUGCAGUUAUACGUCUGCUGCCCAAACUUAACGUUUUUUGGGCCUCGAAAACAUAAACCUCGUUAAGGAAUGUUUUGAUCCUUCGAUUCUUUGCAGUUAACUCCCCAUCCUAAAAGUAGCAGAUAUGGUAGAGCCAGCGUCACGCAAGUUUGCAUCACUAGAAGAGGAACUGAGCUUCUGGAAGGAGCAGGCAGAGAGACACCAUCAAAGAGCUGAAGAGGCUCAGGAGGAGCUGCAGGAGUUUCAGCAGAUGAGUCGAGACUAUGAGGCAGAACUGGAAACCGAGCUAAAGCAGUGUGAGGGUCGAAACAAAGAGCUGCUUUUAGACAACAACAGACUCCGCAUGGAACUGGAAAGCAUAAAGGAGAAACUUGAGGCUCAGCAUUCUGAUGCUUUCAGACACAUCUCAACCUUAGAGGAAGAUCUGGCACAAACUAGAGCAGUUAGAGAUCACCUGCAGAAAUACAUCAGAGAGCUGGAGCAAUCCAAUGAUGACCUGGAGAGGACUAAAAGGGCUACUAUCAUGUCACUGGAGGACUUUGAGCAGCGGAUGAACCACGUCAUUGAGAGAAAUGCCUUUCUGGAGAGUGAAUUGGAUGAGAAGGAGAACCUGCUGGAGUCUGUUCAGAGGCUCAAGGAUGAAGCCAGAGAUCUUCGCCAGGAGUUGGCUGUUCGUCAGAAGGAGAGACGACCAUCCAGCAGCUUAGCCAAAGAUACAGAUCGGUCAGAUCUGCCAUGCCCCUCAGUACCCAACCCAUCCAUACCCAUCACACCCUCCAAACCCAUUAGCUCAUUUGUCACACCCCCUGCUUCCAGUACUAGACGAGGUGAUGGACUGACCGGAACUCCUCUUACCACAUCUGCUAGAAUAUCUGCACUCAACAUUGUUGGGGAACUGCUAAGAAAAGUUGGAAAUCUGGAGUCAAAGUUGGCAUCCUGUAGAGACUUUGUGUAUGACACUUCCGUCAGCCGACCAGCACUUCCAGCAGCCCCGGGUAGUCCUUCUGGCUUAGAAGGAGGCUCUGAGGUCCAAGCUACCAGUAUGAGCCCUCCACCUCAGUAUGACAGUUUAGUGAAGAGGUUGGAGUUUGGACCAGCUCCUCCGAGAGGAGUCUCCCAGGGUGCCCAGUCUCCACAAGGAGGUGUCAAGAUUCUGCUAUGAGAAAGAAAGGCAUACAUGGCACCAUCAUUCUAUCCCCCUCUGCCUCCUUAAUGAACUACAGCAAUGGACUUUAAACUGAGCUGUUGCUGUGUGCCCUGCUGAACUCUUAGAACAAGAAAGCCACACUGCUCGCUCCAUGCCCCAGAUAGUCAGCACAUAGACUCCUGCUGCCUCAGGCUAGUAUGACACCACACCUAUCAUAGGAAGCAAUACUAGAGCUUCUGUAAUAUCAAUGAAUGAAAAACCUGCUUGCAUUAUCCUCUGCUGUCUGUUACACUGUGGGUACCUUCUUGAACAUAAUUAUUACUCAAUUCUGUAUCUACUGAUUUGCUUUGUGGUGGAUUAAGUAAAUCAGGGAUGUUAAAAGCAUGACCCCUAUGCAAACAUAUUAAAUAGGGUUCCAGCAGUUGCCCACUGAUGAUAAGAAAAGAACCUAAUAUAAAACCAGUGAUAUAAACAACAGCUGCCUCUUAUGGCACUGAUAAAGGGACCAAAUCCUGGGGGUAGAUGAUACAAAUAUUGACCAAAGCUUUGACUGAUGAAAUUUGAUAAACAAUGAGCUUAUAUAAACAAUAUACAAUUCUAGGUCAGAUUUUUUCUCACUUUUCAAUCUUGGAAAAAGUAUACACUUUCAUAAAUGUAUCAUUCUAAUUCUGUUUUUAAUAAUUAAACAUAGGGCUGGAUUAAUGUAGCAUAUAACAACACUAGGAGUGUGAGAUUGUUACUGUUGGUUCAAACUAUUGAAAUUAUUUUUUCAACAUGAGUCACUUUUUUUCUGAAGACUCUGUAUUUUCCAUUGCUCUGAAGUCAGAGUAAAUUUAAUGAUGCCAGGAACCGUUAUCUGUGUUUUAGCCAUGGCUGCCUUCAUCGUUGUACCUCUUCAGUUAGUAGGCCUUGCUUUGCUGUGAGCAUUUGAUUAAAUCAAAUGGGUCUUUGAAAUCUCCUGCUGCCAGACUUCUGGAAAUGAUAGGCUGUCUUAUUCCUUUCAAGCUGAUUAAUCUUACAGGUAUGCAGGUUAGUCCUAGUCUUAACAACUUUCUGCCAUCAAACACUUGUUUUAAGCAGACUGAAUAUUUUUGGUACAUGGGUGUACUUAUUAAUGUGAAAAUUAGGAAUAAAGUAAGUUUUCCUCCUCAGAGAUGAACUUAUACUUUGUUAUCCUGUAGUUUUAUGAUCUUGUGUUACCAGUAACUUUUUCAAUUUUAGUUGACUGGAGAAGUUAGGUAAUUUUUCUCCACUGAAUGUAUAGUAAUAAUUCCUUAAUGUAUGUGAGAACUUAAGACUGCUGCAGGAGUCGUGAUGGAAUAAUGGGUGAAAGACCAAGCAAUAAUAGAUUUUAUUAACCGCAUCAAAGAUAAGCACAGUACAGAGUUUAUUUGUGUAGGUAUUAAGCCUAUAUUGGAUAUCCUUUCCUGCCUUUUAGUGACAUAUUUUUAGAUGAGGAAAUAGGUUCUAUUGAGGCAAUUGCUGAGUAAUUCCUUGAAAUGUUUCUGUUUAACCUGGCACUGUUACUACUGCCGUACACCAGUUGAAGAAGUAAAUAUUACAAUGCAAAUGCCAAUAUCACAUGUAAACAGCUGUCAUUGGUGCAUACUAUUUAACUAUGGGAACUGAGUUGUGGUUCAUACUGAUCUAAAAAAUAAUUCCUGCUGUUUACCAUUCAAUUUACUGUGCACUUGGUGUAACUUAGCAGCACCUCUGCAAUUGCUUCUGUAAAUGGACAUUACACUGUAUGUGCCUGAGUCUUCUCCGACUGAUUUGUGGAUCUUUUUUCCAUUUACUGAACAGUUGAUGGUGAUGCUUUGUUGUAAUAAUUCCAGUUAGAUCUCUGAAGUUACUGAAAAAGAUGGAAACAAUAAAAGGAGAAUAUACAUGUAUAUUUUGACAUCUUUAUUUGUUGUGCAGGUGGUUCAAAAAUUAUUUGGUAGAAUAGGUGUUAUGUAAACAUAAACUGAUUACAUAUUUUUCUUGAUCAGAUUAAAAUUGUCUGGUUGAUGAUGUUUGGGUUAUUUUUCAACAUGUAUGAUAACCCUGGAGCAAAGGGGUGCUCCUAAGUGCCCUAUAAUGAUAUUUGGCUUUUCUCUAAAGUAGAACAUUCUUACAUUAAUGGGCUUGAUUAAAGUUAUGAAAAAACCAUAGUGCAUGAAAAGUGCAAAUAUAAAACUGUGACUAGAAAUGUUUAUUAGCUAAAUAUUUGUUGCUUGGUACAAAAAGCAGCACUGAGUGUUGGUAGAUGAAGAA